Molecule: messenger RNA, 1224 nt
Organism: Capronia epimyces CBS 606.96
Lineage: Eukaryota; Fungi; Ascomycota; Eurotiomycetes; Chaetothyriales; Herpotrichiellaceae
Product: galactonate dehydratase
Exons: 3
Coding region: 1-1224 (407 amino acids)
Biological process (GO): D-galactonate catabolic process; amino acid catabolic process
Molecular function (GO): galactonate dehydratase activity
Source: RefSeq, a predicted model, not a curated record
AUGGCAACGGACCAGCUCAAAGCCUUGAACGGCACUUCCAAGGGCCAGGUCCCCAAAGUCCCUGCAGUGCCACUUCCGAAAAUCAAAAGUAUUGAGUAUUUCCGCGUCAAGCCGCGAUGGUUGUUUGUCAAGAUCACAGAUGAUGACGAUGGCUAUGGCUGGGGAGAGGCCACGCUAGAAGGCCACACCAAGGCUGUGGAAGGGGCACUAGACGAGAUCAUUGAUCGGAUCAUUGGAUAUGAGGCUGAUGACAUUGAACAUAUCUGGCAGACGAUCUGGCGCUUAGGAUUCUAUCGUGGAGGCCCUGUCUUCAUGUCCGCACUGUCUGGCAUUGACAUUGCACUGUGGGAUCUCAAGGCCCGACGGCUGAACGUACCCAUCUACCGCUUACUCGGGGGUAAAGUCCGCAACAAGGUCCAAGUGUACGCAUGGAUAGGUGGUGAUCGGCCGAAGGACAUCGAGGUUGCCGCCAAAGCCCGCAUAGCACAGGGUCUGAAGUGCGUCAAGAUGAACGCAACUGAAGGCAUCAACUGGCUCGACUCCCCUUCCGUGCUGGACGCGACGGUGGAACGACUGAAGACCGUCAAAGCGCUGGGUCUGGACGCCGGGCUCGACUUCCACGGCCGCCUCCACAAGCCCAUGGCGAAACAGCUGGCCAAGGCACUGGAACCGUACCGGCCGUUAUUCAUCGAGGAACCAUUGCUGGUCGAACACCCGGAAGGACUCAAACAGCUAUCCGACAGUACGACGAUCCCAAUCGCUCUAGGAGAGCGGCUGUACACGCGAUGGGACGUCAAGCGGUUCCUCGAGGAUGCCAGCAUCGACAUCCUGCAGCCCGACAUUGCGCAUGCGGGCGGCAUCUCCGAGACCAAGCGCAUCGCCACCAUGGCCGAGGCUUACGACGUCGCCAUCGCGCCGCAUUGUCCCUUGGGCCCGAUCGCUCUGGCCGCAUGCAUCCAGGUCGCGCUCAGCAUUCCCAACUUUGUCAUCCAGGAAAUGUCGCUUGGGAUGCACUACAACAUCGAGGCGGGUGAGGAAGACCUCAACACGUACCUGGUCGAUCAGUCCGUCUUUGACAUCGAGGACGGCUAUGUCAAGGCCCCAACGGGUCCGGGUCUAGGGAUUGAGAUUGAUGAAGAUGUCGUCAGGCGGAUUGCGAAGACCACCGAGCCCUGGCAGUGUAAAGAGUUCUAUGGGCCUGAUGGGGCUAUCCAGGAGUGGUAA